Messenger RNA from Elephantulus edwardii (Cape elephant shrew), 396 nucleotides. RefSeq names its product chromosome unknown open reading frame, human C1orf54 (gene CUNH1orf54). The record is from RefSeq and is a predicted model, not a curated record. The transcript has 6 exons. NCBI's taxonomy places the organism in Eukaryota, Metazoa, Chordata, Mammalia, Macroscelidea, Macroscelididae. Bases 1 to 396 code for a protein of 131 amino acids.
AUGAAUGUCCUCUUUGUGGCCAUCCUUGCUGUACCACUUAUCCUGGGACAAGAAUAUUUGGAUGAAGAAUUGUUGGAAGAGGAUGAUUAUUAUCAGGUCAUCUAUUAUUACACUGUCACCCCAAAUUAUGAUGAUUUUGGUCCAAAUUUCACCAUUGAUUACUCCAUAUUUGAGUCAGAGGACAGGCUGAAUAGGUUGGAUGCUGAGGCCACCGAAGUAACAGAAACUACCAUUUAUCCUGAGACAGAACGUGCAGACCAUCAUAAGCCAGUAACAACGAAACCAGUGACAUUGGAACCAAGUCCAGAUCUGAACGAUGCUGUGUCCAGUCUGCAGAGUCCUGUUUUCCUGAUCCUGUCCUGGGCCCUCAUUCAGGGGGGCAUAUAUUUCAUGUAG